Messenger RNA from Populus nigra (black poplar), 1471 nucleotides. RefSeq names its product serine carboxypeptidase-like 31. Lineage: Eukaryota; Viridiplantae; Streptophyta; Magnoliopsida; Malpighiales; Salicaceae. Gene Ontology annotation, molecular function: serine-type carboxypeptidase activity. The record is from RefSeq and is a predicted model, not a curated record. The transcript is spliced from 10 exons. Gene Ontology annotation, biological process: proteolysis. Bases 1 to 1356 code for a protein of 451 amino acids. Gene Ontology annotation, cellular component: vacuole.
AUGGAUUUGGUACCUAAGGUGACAAGUUUCCUCACUUUGGUUUUCAUUGCUUUAUCCUCUUUGGAGCCUGUUGUCUGUAUUAGACACUGGCAAUUGUCUGCCCAGCCACUGGUAGACGAGCAUCUUGUAACUAAUUUGCCAGGCCAGCCAGAUGUAAACUUCAAGCACUAUGCUGGCUACCUUACAGUCAAUGAACAGAAUGGAAGGGCAUUGUUUUACUGGUUCUAUGAGGCCACUACUCAACCUGAUAAAAAACCUCUAGUCCUGUGGCUUAAUGGAGGUCCUGGGUGCUCUUCUGUAGGAUAUGGAGCAACACAAGAGAUUGGCCCUUUCAUAGUGGACACUAAUGGGCAUGGACUUAAAUAUAAUCCUUACUCUUGGAAUUCAGAGGCCAAUAUGUUAUUCUUAGAAUCUCCAGUUGGAGUUGGGUUUUCAUAUUCAAACACUACUAGUGAUUAUAAUAUUCUGGGAGAUGAAUUUACUGCAAAUGAUGCCUAUGCUUUCCUGCAUAAGUGGUUUCUCCUGUUUCCAUCAUAUAGAUCGCGGGCGUUUUAUAUUGCAGGAGAGAGCUAUGCAGGAAAAUAUGUUCCUGAGCUUGCUGAGCUUAUAAAUGACAAGAAUAAUGACACUUCCCUUUACAUCGACCUCAAUGGUAUUCUGUUGGGUAAUCCUGAAACAAGUGACGCUGAAGACUGGAGAGGUAUGGUGGACUAUGCUUGGAGCCAUGCUGUCAUAUCAGAUGAAACUCAUAAGAUAAUCAGACAAAGCUGCAACUUUGACAGUAAUGACACAUGGAGUAACGAUGAUUGUACUGAGGCUGUUGAUGAAUUACUCAAACAGUACAAGGAAAUAGAUAUUUACAGCCUCUACACCUCAAUGCCAAGGAUUAUGGGUGGUUAUGAUCCAUGCCUUGAUGAAUAUGCAAAAGCUUUCUACAACAGACCAGAUGUUCAAAAGGCUCUCCAUGUCAGUGAUGGUCAACAUCUCAAGAACUGGAGCAUCUGCAACACUAAGAUAUUUGUUGAAUGGUUGGAAUCGAGGCCAUCAGUUCUUCCUAUAUACAAGAAGCUGAUUACAGCAGGACUUAGAAUAUGGGUUUACAGUGGUGAUACAGAUGGAAGAGUUCCUGUACUAUCUACAAGAUACAGCUUAAGUUCUCUGGGCCUGCCAAUCACCAAGGCAUGGAGACCCUGGUACCACCAGAAGGAGGUCAGUGGUUGGUUCCAAGAAUACGAGGGGCUAACAUUUGCUACAUUUAGAGGAGCUGGACAUGCUGUGCCACUCUUCAAACCAAGCAACUCACUUGCAUAUUUCUCAGCCUUUCUUCUAGGAGAAUCCCUGCCUUCUGUGAGAUAAAUCAGCAGUGUCAAGAACCAGCCAUCUUGUUCCUCAAAGUUUUUUCUCAUCAUACUAUAUUAGAUUGUCAAUAUACAUAUAUAAAUAAGAGAGCAAGAUGCCUGUCAGCAAGUGU